AUGUUUUUCUUGUUUUCGCAGUGUUUCAUCGGCAAUUUUCUUAAACAGCCAGCCUGUGUUUCUGCUGGUACCUUAUACGACAACUCAUACUUUAAUUUCACCACUUAUCCAUAUCGUUUUACGAAAUGGGAGUUCAAAGAUUCAAACAACUAUAUAGGAAAGGGCUUUUUCUCUAUCGUCCGCAAGAGAGAAACUCUAAAUGGAACCACUGUUGCUGUUAAAAAGUUCAAAAUCUUCGACAGGAAGAGUUUAAUCCGUGAAAUGCAGACAUUACGUGCCCUCAAUGAUACACCAAAUGUAGUCCAUAUUUUAGGACUUACCGGAAACUACGAACAUCCUUCCGUUGUCUACUCCUAUCAUCAAUCCAAAAACGAAGACUACCUUAACAUGUCCUUGCCCAAUUUCAAGUGGUUCCUCAAGCACACCCUUACAAUUCUUAAGGACAUUCACGCACGUGGAGUCAUCCACAACGACAUGAACAUCGGAAAUAUCCUUUUUGAUCUCGAAAACAAGAGUCUCACAUUAAUUGACUUUGGCCUAGCCGCCUUCUACCGACCAGAGAAGCACUACAAGCUCAAAGGCGGCAUGUUCAGGAUCCAGCCACCAGAAUUCCUCGUUGACAGAAACCACUGGGAUUGUGGCGUUGAUAUUUGGUCGCUUGGCAUCACAUGUCUUGAUCUUGUUCUCGGCAUCAAGGGCAACUACUUGCCAAAGGAUGACAGAGACUCAAGAGAAUUCAUGAAUAGAUACUUCGGAAAGCAGUUGGCUCCAUAUCUGAAGUCAAAGGGAAUAAAGAUCGAACCUGGAGACAGCGACUUGUUCGAACUCGCAAUGCCUGGAACAGAACAACUCAUCACAAAAGACGUGAUGGAUUUGAUUGGAAAGAUGCUGACAAUUGAUCCAAAGAAGAGAAUCACGGCUAGAGAUGCUCUCAAACAUCCACUUUUCAAUGGUGUUGAUUGA
This is a messenger RNA of Trichomonas vaginalis G3, 963 nucleotides long. Its product is annotated as protein serine/threonine kinase protein. Bases 1 to 963 code for a protein of 320 amino acids. Gene Ontology annotation, cellular component: protein kinase CK2 complex; cytosol; nucleus. Gene Ontology annotation, molecular function: protein serine/threonine kinase activity; ATP binding. The record is from RefSeq and is a predicted model, not a curated record. Gene Ontology annotation, biological process: protein phosphorylation. Lineage: Eukaryota; Parabasalia; Trichomonadida; Trichomonadidae. The transcript has a single exon.